This is a messenger RNA of Anguilla rostrata (American eel), 1917 nucleotides long. Its product is annotated as hepatic and glial cell adhesion molecule. Lineage: Eukaryota; Metazoa; Chordata; Actinopteri; Anguilliformes; Anguillidae. The record is from RefSeq and is a predicted model, not a curated record. The coding region runs from base 199 to 1353 and encodes 384 amino acids. The transcript has 9 exons.
UAAGUAUUGUACCUUACUGAACCCUCAUGUGGUACCAGAUCGCAGAUCGGGUACUGGAUUUAGUUGCCUUUAGUAGAUUUAGUAGAGUUCAGUAGCCUCUUUGUGGCUUUGUGCGUUUAGAAUUUUAAUGUCUUCAGUUAAGCAGUGGAGAUAGUUUUGGAACUGGUAAGUGGACCACUAACCUCUCAGCAGACCCCUAUGGGAAAUGGAAUGGGGCUUAGCCAGCUGGUGCGGAGGGACCGCUAUUUCCCGAUAGAGAAAGCGCUUAGGGGUCUCUCCCAUCCCGUAGGCCUACUGCUACAACUGCUUCUCUGUCUACUCUUUUCGGGAAAGACGAACACAGCCUGCAGUACAGCAGUGCAAGAGGCAUAUUUUUCUCCGAAGUUGGGCAGGCAUGUGGUGCUUUGCGUGGACUAUCCUCCUAUAGAUGAAGCUAGCCCAGUGACUGAGGUGGAGUGGAAGAAUUGUGGAAAGUCGAGUGUUAUUGUGAAACAUAAACAAAACAAGUCUGAGAUUUUUGGGCAAUAUAAACAAAGGACUCAAUAUUAUCAUGAAAAUAACACCUUGAUUUUGGAAAGCAGUUCAGAAGAGGAUGAAGGUAUUUAUGAAGUAACCCUGCUUUUCCAGAAUAAUUCAGUGUGGACCAGGGCAUUACGUCUGUCUUUAAUAAUGCCUCCUCCUCAUCCCAUUAUCAAAGUGGACAUGAACGACUCCCACGCGACACUGGAGUUGAGGUGUGAAGUGGAGAAUGGAACCAAUCUGUCCUAUCACUGGCUGAAAAGUGGCCAGCUCCUCCCUCAAGAUGAGAGGCAUUUCCUGGUAGAGAGGAACUCCACCCUGCAGGUCAACAACCUGACCAGGGCUGACUGCGUGAACUACACCUGUGUGGCAGCCAAUAGCCUGGGCAGCAGCGAGGGACACAUUCAGCUCAAUGGAAGUGUUAACGAGAUGUGCUCAGUGAGAGCUGCCCCUGCCCUGAAAUUGAACAGCAUUCUGUCCAUCGCCACUGCGGCCUUCUGUGCCUUUGGCAUGUGUGUCGUGAUCCUCUGUUUCAGACGACGUCAGGAAAUACGGCAGUGGCUAAAAGGCCACAACAGCCACGAGCAGCCAGCCAACCGCAGGCGAGGUCGGCGAAGAAUAACAAACGAGGCCGAAGCGACAGAGUUUCACGUGUAUGAUGAAAUUGGUGAAGAACAGGUAACCUGCUAUAUAUCGCCUGCAGCCCAGGAGGUAGUGCAGCUGAUGUGUGUCUACACAGACUUCAUACCAACCUGCCCCAAUGCAGGAUCUAGACAGAGGCCAGUGGAGAUUGAAGAUUUUGGCUAUUCCACAAUCCCCUCAGUGGAGCCGUAGUCACCCCAUUGGACUGUGGCCAUGUUUGAGCUGCUUGGAGCUGCCUCCAGUAGGAGAAAUGGGAGCAAUCUGAUGUUUUGACAUUAAGGAAAUAAAUAAGAUACCUGUGAGGUGUUUGCUUGAUAUACACCAAGAACAGUCUAAAUUCACGCUGAAUUUAUGAAAAAUACCAGGUGUGAAACAGAAAUAUUUUAAUAACAAAGAAUUAGCCAUUUAAUGUAGAUCAGUUUCUCAAUUUGAGUCUUUGUGUUGGUAUAUUGUAUCUUGCUGAUUGUGUUUUGAGCCUGGAUCGGCCGCUGGUCAGUUUUGCUGGCUGCAUGUUAUAACAAUAAAUGCAUGACGGCUGCUGGGUGGUUGGCUCAUCCUGUAUCGAACGUGGACUGUGCCAGUGCCAGCUGUGACCGGCAGCCUCUCCCCGCCCUGACUUGCAAUCAGGUCAAGCACAUGCAUUCCCCAGGGAUGGGAGGGUUCAGUGUCAUCGCGCGUUGGUGAUCCCCACUUGUCAAUCGGGUGCCCACACAUUCCUGUUGACUUACAGAUGAAGAGCCUGCCUCCCACUCAUGU